Messenger RNA from Rattus norvegicus (Norway rat), 1056 nucleotides. NCBI's taxonomy places the organism in Eukaryota, Metazoa, Chordata, Mammalia, Rodentia, Muridae. The record is from RefSeq and is a predicted model, not a curated record.
AUGACGGAGCUUAGAGUCCCCAAGGAGCAGCAGGCCAGUGGCUCCCCUGCAUCCAUCUUUGCUAAGUGCUUCCAACUCUGGGCUGUAGGAUUCUUCUCUACUGAGCGCCACUUAGCCAAUCAGCUCAAGAAAAACAGCUUUUACCCCUUCAAGCAGCAGCAGCCGGAUGGUGGGCAGGGGAACUGGGCGUGGUUAGGUUCCCAGAAGCGGGGAGGGUAUCGGGUAAGGAGGAUAGGCAGGUGUCCUUGUGGGAGUAGAUGGGGUAGUACCAGGGAGAAACUCUGGGUAGGCCCUUUCCCCCAAAUCCCGGGUACUGCCCUUGCCUAUGGGCAGCUCCCAGCUGUCCUCACCUGCUGGGUCACACCGUCCUCAGUCUUUGUGCUCGAGUACUACUUAGACACGCUCUGGAAGGGGAUACUGCUCUUUAUCAUCUGCCUCAUCUGCAUUUCCUGUAAUAUCCUGAAGGAGGUAGACCAUCAGAAGACCUGGUGCUUUCCUGUCUAUGGCAUGGCGAUAGGCCUGUGGCUCAUGCUCUCCUCAAUGCCCCAGCGCCGCCUCGUGCUCAACCACACGCGCGGCAUGUACCACUUCUCCAUCCAGGGCCGUACUGUUUGUCAGGGGCCAAUGCAUCUGGUCUACGUGCGCCUGGCACUCAGCUCUGAUGCCUAUGGAGGUCGCUUCUACCAGCUGGUCCUUUGUGGCCACAAGCUAGAGCCACUUGUGCUGGUGCAGCUGUCAGAACGCUAUGAGCAAAUGGAAUUCUUGGGCCGGCACAUUGCCCGGAAACUCAACAUCAACUACUUUGACUACCUGGCUUCCUCCUAUCGUCAUGUGGUCCGCCACUGGCCACUGGGGGCCACCUUUAGCCCUGGUAUUGUGCAUCGAAAAACACAAGUCUACACUAAGUCAAGUGUCAGCGAACUGGAUGUGUAACCCCUGGGGCCUGAACCCUGGCCUCCUUUUGCAUACCCUACCUCCCUUAUCCCCAUCCUGGAGGGACUGACACCCAGCCCCACCUACUGCCCUUCCUCUAACUAAAGCUGCUUUAGCCUCCAA